UCAAAUUAAAGAAAUUGUUUUUAUAUAAAGCAACGGCGACUUCUUGGCGGUGCAGGUGGGUCUCCGUCUCAGUGAUCGGGCCGCUGCUAUAAAUAGCUCCUCUGAAACCUAUCUCCACCGAUCGGGAGGGGAAAGAACAAACCUCUGGAGAUGGAAUCCCAGAAGAAGCUGCGGGUAUUCGUCCGAUCCCCUGACCUCGGUCUUCCUUCCCGAUCCCUAACCCUUGCCUCCGAUCUCACCCUCCGCCGCCUCAAGCUCUCCUUCGUCCCCCAAUCCGUCCUCUCCCAAACCCUAAACCUCGAUUCCCUUUACUUCUCUCUCAACGGCAAGCCCCUUAUCGACUCCUCCUCCCUCGCCGAGUCUGGCGUCCCCGGUUCCUCUACCCUCACUCUUCGCCUCCGUCUACGGGGCGGCGGUGGCGAUGGCGGCGCCACCGGUGCGGAGUCCCGCGACUGCUACCUCAACAUGUAUGCCACCAAGAAGCCCGACAAGGUGGAUCCGAACGAGACCCGGCUCUCCAAGUGGACCACCUGCGCCCUAUCCGCUGAGCCUCUCGCUCCCCCAUGCGUGAUCGACCGACUCGGCAACCUCUUCAACAAGGAACCCCUCGUCGAGGCUCUUCUCCACAAGAAGCUUCCCAAGGAGUUCGGCCACAUCCGGGGAUUGAAGGAUAUGAUCCCGAUCCAUCUCUCCCCGAUUCCCGGCGCUGCCGAUUCUGAGACUAAGUUCCAGUGCCCGAUCACCGGUCAAGAGUUCAAUGGGAAAUACGGGUUUUUGGCGAUUCGUGGAUGCGGCCAUGUUUUGAGUAUCAAGGCGUUGAAAGAGGUCAAGUCUUCGGCUUGCCUGGUCUGCCAUAAAGAGUUCUUGGAAGCGGAUAAGAUGGUGGUAAAUGGAAGCGCAGAGGAAGUCGCAGUGCUGAGGGAGAGGAUGGAGGAGGAGAGGGGGCGGCUGAAGGAGAGAAAGGAAAAGAAGGUGGGUGCAUGCUUGAGUGGUACGAAGCAUGCCAUUGACGGUAUUUUGGAGAAUGGGAAGAAGGAUGGGGGUGGCAAAAGAUUCAAGGCAGUGGAUAUGAUGCCAGCUCAUGCUACAAAGGAAGUAUAUGCAUCUAUCUUCACGUCAUCGAAGAAAUCUGAUUUCAAGGAGACUUUUACUUGCAGGUCACUCCCGCUUGGGAGGAACUGACAAGGAAGCAUGUGAUGAUGGUAGCCUUUUGUUUGAUUAUACUGUUUCGUUCUGUUUUAACUGGCUUCUUAGUCAUUCUGUAUGGUGUUUGAUACAUUGUUUUACAUAAGAAGGUGUUAUGAAGAACAUUUGUAGAUUGCCUUCUCAAGUUUGUCCUCCUUUGUGUUCUGAACAUGGAGGUACUACUAAUUUGCUGUAUAAAUAUUGUUUUAGUGCAUUUAACUAUUAUGCUGCUUUCUUC
Elaeis guineensis (African oil palm) is the source of this 1423-nucleotide messenger RNA. RefSeq lists its product as uncharacterized. The record is from RefSeq and is a predicted model, not a curated record. Gene Ontology annotation, cellular component: nucleus. Lineage: Eukaryota; Viridiplantae; Streptophyta; Magnoliopsida; Arecales; Arecaceae. Gene Ontology annotation, biological process: mitotic DNA replication termination. Gene Ontology annotation, molecular function: protein binding.